Messenger RNA from Eremothecium gossypii ATCC 10895, 1488 nucleotides. It is a transcript of the gene UGA2, whose product is annotated as succinate-semialdehyde dehydrogenase (NAD(P)(+)). The transcript has a single exon. Gene Ontology annotation, biological process: GABA catabolic process. The record is from RefSeq and is marked provisional. Bases 1 to 1488 code for a protein of 495 amino acids. Gene Ontology annotation, molecular function: succinate-semialdehyde dehydrogenase (NAD+) activity. Lineage: Eukaryota; Fungi; Ascomycota; Saccharomycetes; Saccharomycetales; Saccharomycetaceae.
AUGGGAUUCCAAAGCUUCAAGCCAACUUUCCGCAAUGAAGACCUUGUGCGCCGUGGCGCAUACAUCAACGGUGAAUGGAUUACCUCCGCGAAGGAGUCAUUUAAUGUCACCGACCCAGCUACAGACCAGGUGAUCGCGGAAUUGCCUGACUUUGACUCUGGUGAAGCAGAGGCAGCCCUCAAGGCUGCGCAUGCGUCAUUCCAGAGCUAUAAGAAAACAUCUCCCACCCAGCGCUCCGAGUGGCUUAGAAAUCUCUAUGACCUCAUUAUGGAGAAUGCUGAGGACCUUGCAGCAAUUGUCACCUGGGAAAACGGAAAAAGCUUACGUGAGGCGUUAGUCGAAAUACGGUACGGGGCCACCUUCUUCAAAUGGUUCUCUGAGGAGGCCUUGCGUUUGUAUGGCACAACGAUCCAGCCAAGUAACCCUGGCAACCGCGCGUUUACCAUACGUCAGCCCGUGGGCGUUUGCGCACUUAUCUGCCCAUGGAACUUCCCUAAUGCUAUGAUAUCGCGGAAGGCCGCGCCUGCUCUUGCGGCGGGGUGCACCGUUAUAAUCAAACCGGACCCCCAGACUCCGCUUUCAUCCUUAGCUCUCGCGCAUCUUGCGGAGAAAGCCGGCUUCCCUCCUGGUGUAAUUAACGUGGUGCCGACUUCCAAGUACACCAAGGAUAUCGGGGUCCUACUAUGCGAAUCCUCGUUAGUGCGUAAGGUAUCCUUCACGGGUUCCACGGCGGUUGGGAAGAUAUUGAUGCAGCAGGCUGCCUCCACCGUCAAGAAGGUCUCCUUCGAGUUGGGGGGCAACGCGCCAGUGAUCAUCAUGGGGGACGCAGACAUGGAAAAGACCGUCGAGGAGGUGCUGGCCACCAAAUUCAGGGGCAUGGGGCAGACAUGCAUCUGCGCGAAUAGGCUCUAUGUCCACAGGUCGAUAAUCGACGACUUCUCCUCGCGCCUCGUAAAGAAGGUGGAGGGCCUGAAACUAGGCAAUGGCUUCCAGGAGGGCGUUACGCACGGAUCCCUGAUCAAUAACGCCGCUAUAGAGAAAGUCGAGAGGCACGCGAAGGACGCAAUUGAGCGCGGAGCCAAGGUCUUGCUGCCAGGUGGUCGUGCGCCAGAGUUGGGUCCGCACUUCUACUCCCCUACAGUGCUUUCUGAUGUCAAGCCUGAUAGCGUCCUGACCCGCGAGGAGACAUUCGGUCCUUUGUGUGCCAUGAUUCCUUUUGACACGGUCGAGGAAGUCGUUGGGUACGCCAACGACACGCAGUAUGGUCUUGCGUCCUACGUCUUCAGCGAGAACAUCAAGACAGUCUACAGUAUUGCAGAGGCGUUGGACUUCGGUAUGGUCGCUUGUAACACGGGCCUAUUCUCUGACUCUAUGGUUCCAUUCGGGGGCAUUAAGGAGUCGGGCUUUGGUAUCGAGGGUUCAUUACACGGAAUCAACGAUUACACUGUCCUCAAAACUGUUACAAUUGGCAACGUUCCUACCUUGUAA